Messenger RNA from Python bivittatus (Burmese python), 4317 nucleotides. NCBI's taxonomy places the organism in Eukaryota, Metazoa, Chordata, Lepidosauria, Squamata, Pythonidae. The record is from RefSeq and is a predicted model, not a curated record.
AUGGGGAAAGUGAUCCGUAUCAACAAAGUCAGCCAUCAGCCCGUGCGGGUCGGGCUGGCAGAACCGGUGUCCCUACCGUGCCUGUUUCUCUUGCAAGCGUCCGUCCCCCCGGGCCCCAGUGAACUGUCUGACCCACCGCGCAUCAAGUGGAGCAAAGUACAAUCUGCCAGUGGGCAGCCGCAAGACGUAUCUGUCUUGGUAGCCAAGGAUAAUGUGGUGAAGAUCUCCAAGAACUACGAGGGUAGAAUCUCACUGCCAGGAUACCCCCACCAUCGAGAAAAUGCCACGCUCUUGUUUCUGGCUGCCCGGGCCAGCGAUGCAGGACUUUAUCGUUGUGAAAUUGUCACCGGGAUUCAUGAUGAGCAAGACUUGGUCCCUCUGGAAGUCACAGGUGUGGUUUUUCACUACCGAGCGGCUAGCAACCGCUACGCUUUGACUUUCUCAAAGGCGCAGAAGGCCUGUGAAGAGAACUCAGCCACCAUCGCCUCUCCUGCUCAUCUUGAAGUGGCCUUUGAGGACGGCUAUGACAACUGUGAUGCCGGAUGGCUCUCCGACCGCACUGUUAGGUACCCCAUCACCCUGUCAAGACCUGGUUGCUAUGGAGAUCGCAACAGCCUCCCAGGGGUCCGCAGCUACGGUGAGAGAGAUGCCAGCGAGAUGUAUGAUGUCUACUGCUACUCCAGAGAGCUCCAAGGAAAGGUGUUUUAUGCCACCAGCCCGGGUCGGCUGACGUUUCAAAUGGCCCAGAAGUAUUGCCUGAGUCGGGGGGCUCAGCUAGCAACCACUGGGCAGUUACACCUCGCCUGGCAGGAGGGGCUGGACCAGUGUGACCCGGGGUGGCUUGCCGAUGGAAGCGUCCGCUACCCAAUCCGAACUCCCCGGAAGAAAUGUGGAGGAGAUGAACCCGGUGUGAGGACGGCCUACCAGUUCCCGAACCGGACUGGCUUCCCAGAUCCAGCAUCCCAGUUUGAUGCUUACUGUUACAAAGGGCAACAGUUGCCCAAGAUACCAGACAGGGCAUCACUUGGAGAAGGACCUGUUCAUCAGCCCAUGGAUCAGUAUUCUGAAGGAAGCCACGAAUCAGGAAUUGAGAACAUCGUGGUGGAACACAACCCUGAUCUGUCAUUUCUGAGCCAGAAUGAGCUAUUCCCCAGGGAAAAUGAGGACGCUAUCAUGUCAGGAGAUUCCAAAGAAUUGCCUAAGGAUCUGUAUGGCCCCUUACACAAAGUUGCAGUGCCGUUACUGGAAGAGGAUGAGCAGCUCCAGAUGGUAACAACUUUUCCGGUUGAAAUGGAAAGUGCGGAAGAGAGGUCCAUGGUACCCAAUAUCCCUGUUCUAAAUGGGGAAGUUAGAGGGGCUUCCCCGGAACCAUUGGUAGAUGGUCUCCAUAAUACAUCAAAUGACAAACUCUUCACCGUAGUUGAUGAUGUUGAUAGGAUGAACGUCACUGAAGAGUCACUGAGCGCAGUCUCAGUGUUGGGCAAGAUGUCUUUGGGGGGAGACCCUGAAGAUGACAUCCCACCAGAAGUGAUCCCUCAUCCAAUCACCCCAACCUGGCUGCAGGAAAAUACGGAGAGGCUAAUCCCACAGGAUACUGCUUCUCCUGGCCCCUCUCAGCCAUCCCAAGCUCACAUCCUAAAGGGGGCUCCCACCAUUCCCUUUACAAUUCCUUCCCCCACUUCUCCGAAAGAUCACCCCACGGCUGCUGGGGCAACACCAGCUUUGGCUGGCAUCCCUGAAUCGAAUGGGAAGAGCAUCAACACUGGACUGAAUGGGCGUUAUUUCCAGGAACAGGGGAAAGACGACCUGGGCAUUGAUGGGAACCCAGAAGGAAGCACCCUGUUACCCACUACAUUGCCAGUCUUGGCCUUGGCAGGGCAUGACAUGGUAGACAAUGCCAUCGAGACUUCGGCUGGCAUGAACCCAAGCCCUGCCUCCACACUUGGCGGAGAGAUAAGCUACUCGCUGUCCAAUGAAGUUGACGGAAACCGGUUACUCUUACUCGAGAAUCAAGGCCAGAAGGAAAUCACCUUUUCUCCUGCACCAGCAUCCCAUUCUUUGGAAGACACAAGUGCUGAAAGAACCAACCAAGGAUUUUGGACCAUCUCUGGGCCCAGAAGCCAGGAGAAGCCAGUCCACAACGAGCAUGUUCCCAUAUCAUUGCCGCUCCCAGAUAAUGUACCCCUUGAGCUGCAGAAGGUUGCUGUGACUACAGGAUAUGAUCCUGAAGGUGCUUCCGUGGGGACCAGCAUCCGAGGUGACUAUCCUCAAGGGAUAACCCAAGCUGGAGACCAUGAAGAUGAUUUUUCUGGUAAUGGAAAAGUUGUUACUCCACCAGAACCCCUUCUGUCCUCUGAGCACCAGAGGAGCAAGCCACAUAUAGAUGAGGCAAGUGGGGAGUAUGAUUACAGCUCCCGAGAAAGUCAGAUCAAGACAAUGAGCUUUGUAGAAGAGCUUCCAGGACCUGUUUUUGAGGGCCACCAAAACUUGCCAGGGGAUGCUGAAGGAGAAACCCAGCCAGAAGCUUUACAUUUUGUUAAGCAACAGAGGACAACAAGCCUCCUCCAAGGGGCAGGAAAGGACACCAUCUUGAAACAGAGCAGCCAACGUUCAGAAGAAGUGGCCGAGCUGAGGGGACAAGAAGCUGUUACUCUCUCACCAAAAGACAUCUCCCCAACUCCAGGAGAUAUGUAUUUCCAGGCAGCUCGAUUCCUCCCUGGGAAACCUGAGGCGUGGUUGGUGGCUGACGGUGGCCGAGGUAGCAUGGAGACCACCGGAGAAAACAAAGCAAUCCUGGGGCCUCCAGAUAGUUCCACUUUUACUAAAAUCUUAGAUCUUUCCGAGGCACAAGGCAGCUGGGAAGUGGUUACUCAAAGCAUGGAUAGCCACCUUGAAUCUGCCAUGAUAGAGCAAAGUCACUAUGAAAGCUCAAUGGAAGGCAAUCAUGGUUACCAUUGGCCAGAUGGUGCCACUGCAGGGCCUCCUGCUCACAGCCCCACCAGCCUCUUUUCUUCUUCUCAGCCCUUUCCAGAUGAGGCCAUGGAACAAGCAGAGACCACAGCCCUGAAUUUGCCUGAGACGAGGACUCCCUUCAUUCUCCACAACACCUCAGAGUUUAUGCUCCUUCAACAGCCAGCCGCCUUUGAGGACCUGCUUUCAGUUCCAAGUUCACAACCUUCUAUCUAUCCCAUUGAGAGAGGGGUGGAAGACAACGUAGAUCAGGAAGGGUACAUCCCCUCUGCCCCUGGAGAGUUUUUCCCAAUGGAGGCUGACAGUGGGAGUGGAGAGGAGAAAGAAGAUGCACCAGCACUCAAAGGAAUCACCCAUCUGGUGUGGGCCCAAGAGGGGAAUGACAGCUUGCUUGCCGAAACUGACCCUUGUGAUAACGACCCGUGUUUGCAUGGGGGCACCUGCCAGUCGAGUGGAAACCUUUCCAGCUGCAUCUGUCCUGCAGGAUUCACAGGCGAGAACUGUGAAAUAGAUAUCGAUGACUGCUUAUCCAACCCUUGCCAGAACGGCGGGACCUGCAUCGACGACAUCAACGCCUUUGUCUGCCUGUGUCUGCCCAGCUACGGAGGGAGCUUAUGCAACCGAGACACAGAAGGCUGCGAUCAUACCUGGCGUAAGUUCCAAGGUCACUGUUAUCGCUACUUCGCCCAUCGGCGCUCUUGGGAAGACGCAGAGAGGGACUGUCGACGGAGGUCAGGACACCUGACCAGCAUUCAUUCCUGGGAAGAACAUAAUUUCAUUAGCAGCCUCGGCCACGAGAACACAUGGAUCGGCCUCAAUGAUCGUAUCGUGGAGCAGGAUUUCCAGUGGACAGAUAACACUGGAUUGCAAUACGAGAACUGGCGCGAAAACCAGCCAGACAAUUUCUUUGCGGGCGGCGAAGAUUGCGUGGUCUUGGUGUCCCACGAGACCGGCAAAUGGAACGACGUUCCGUGCAACUACAAACUUCCAUAUGUCUGCAAAAAAGAUACAGUGCUGUGUGGACCGCCCCCUCUGGUGGAAAACGCUUCCCCCAUCGGAAAGAAGAAGGAGAAGUACAGCGUCCACUCGACCAUCCGAUACCAGUGUGCGGAAGGGUUCCUCCAAAGACAUUUGCCCACCAUCAGAUGUCACGUCAAUGGCCUGUGGGAGAACCCCAAGGUCCUCUGCACAAAACACGGUCUCACAGAACUCGGCGGCACCACCGUCACCAUCGCCAGCACCGUCAGCAUCACCAUCACAAAUCCCGCAAGGACCGGAGGAAACACCAGAAGCAGCGUCCAAAGCUGGACUGGGCGGAGGACGGCAGCAACUACUUUUAACCACUGA